Conger conger (European conger) is the source of this 3192-nucleotide messenger RNA. RefSeq names its product zinc finger protein 345-like. Gene Ontology annotation, molecular function: DNA-binding transcription factor activity, RNA polymerase II-specific; RNA polymerase II cis-regulatory region sequence-specific DNA binding. The coding region runs from base 117 to 2159 and encodes 680 amino acids. Lineage: Eukaryota; Metazoa; Chordata; Actinopteri; Anguilliformes; Congridae. The record is from RefSeq and is a predicted model, not a curated record. Gene Ontology annotation, biological process: regulation of transcription by RNA polymerase II. Gene Ontology annotation, cellular component: nucleus. The transcript has 5 exons.
UCACUUUAAUCCAUUCGUUUGCAGCUGCAGAACAAUGCCUGUGCGCUUACUGUAAGUGUCGCCUAAUUUCUUUAUCUUUGAUUUAUUCAUCCCCGUUUCAGUGCUGAGCAACUUAAAUGGAAGCGAACUGCGCAGAGAGCGAUACCAGGGCCACUGUUACCUUCAUGGAAGAGUAUUACACAGGGGUGGAGUCAGAAGCAACAUUCAACAGAAGUGACGACAUAGAAGAGAGGACAGAGUGGAAGACUUUAUCUGAGAUGACCCAGGAGGAACAAGACAGACUAUCCAACAUGAAGGAGGAAGUGGAGGAAUGUGAGGAGAGGCAGAAUGUGAAAACGGAGAAAGAAGAAGGUGUUAUAGAUGCUGAGGGACUGAGAAGAGACCAAGAAAAAACGAGGGAUGAACAAAAGGGGAAGGGUGUAACUGAUCUAACCUGUGCAACUCACAUAUUUCAGAAGAAUGGUGUGAAAUCAGAAUACAGUCAACAGGACAAGGAGAAGGUGUCCACUCUGGUCACUGCCUGCCUGCUGAAUCAGCCAAGAGUGGUGAUUUGCAGAAUAAAAAUAACAGGUAAUUCAAUUCCUGAGUUGCCACAUCCUCGUCCCUUUGCCACGAAAGGAGAGCAGGGAGUGACAUCUCGACAGAGAUGGCAAGAGCCCUCACCGAUGAAGGGAAAGUGUUCACUGAGGCAGAAAGACCAUGUCAUGACCUGUAAGAGAAAGAUAAUUGGCCAGCUGGUGAGACCGCAGAAACACCAGUCGGCUUCUUCAGAGAACGGGCUCUGUCUUGAAGCCUCCCAUAACCCUACAGUCAUCACUCCAAGGAACCAGAACAGAGGACAAACUGUUGAGACAUCGUCUGAGGUCUUUGCCUGCUCUCAGUGCCCAUUUGUUCACACAGAGGAAGUGAAUCUUCACCAGCACUUGGAAAAGGUUCAGCCAGAGGAGCUCAGAGAGACUCUGGUGUCUGGAAGAAGUGGAGCUGAGAACCCAUUCAACAGCAGAACACCUCAGUGCUCCAAAGCCCCUGAGACACUGCCCAUACCAACACAGUCCCACACAGGCACUUCAGGAGCCCACAAAUGCCCCCAGUGUGGGAAGUGCUUCCUAUCCAAGUCACGACUGACAAAACACCAGCAAACCCAUACAGAGGAACGUCCAUACCAGUGCUCCCAAUGUAGAAAGAACUACAAAUCAAAAACAGGAUUGACGUAUCACCAGCAAACUCACACUGGAGAACGGCCACAUCACUGCUUACAGUGUGGGAAGAAUUUCAUCUGCUCAUCUUACCUGAUCACACACCAACAAACUCAUUCAGGAGAACGUCGAUACCACUGCCCCCAGUGUGGGAAGAACUUGAAAUCAAAAAAAGGAUUGACAUUCCACCAGCUAACUCAUACAGGUGAACGGCCAUAUCACUGCUCCCAGUGUGGAAAGAGCUUCAAGUCAAAAUCUGAAUUGACAGUCCACAAAAUAUUCCAUACAGGGAAACGGCCAUUCCACUGCUCCCAGUGUGGGAAGAGCUUUGUCACGUCAUCACACCUGACCACACAUCAACGAAUCCAUACAGGGGAACGACCAUACCACUGCUCCCAGUGUGGCAAGAGCUUCAAAUCAAAAACAGAAUUGACAGUUCACACACGACUGCAUACAGGGGAACGCCCAUACCACUGCUCCCAGUGUGGGAAGAACUUCAAUUCAAAAUCAGAUUUGACAGUCCACUCACGAAUCCAUACAGGGGAACGGCCAUUUGACUGCUCCCAGUGUGGGAAGAACUUCAAAUCAAAAUCAGAUUUGACAGUCCACUCCCGAAUCCAUACAGGGGAACGGCAAUUCCACUGCUCCCAAUGUGGGAAGGGUUUUAUCUCGUCAUCGAACCUCACCACACACAAGCGAACCCAUACAGGCGAGCGGCCAUACCACUGCUCCCAGUGUGAGAAGAGCUUCAUCUCAUCGUCACACCUGAGCAGACACCAGCAAAUCCAUUUAGGGGAAUGCCCAUACCAGUGCACCCAGUGUGGGGUGAAUUUCAGCAGUUCAAAAAGUUUAAUGUCCCACCAGCGAACUCAUACAGGAGGACGCCUGUACCACUGCACCCAAUGUGAAAAGAACUUCAUGCAGUUAAGAAGUCUGCGGAGACACCAGAAAGCUCAUCUAUAGCAGUGACUCUAGCGUGUGAUGAUUAUCUGUCGGCUACUUGUUUUAAUACUGUAUUAAUGUGACUAUACAAGAUCGUAUCCUGAGACAAUGGACACAGGAGAGCAGCCAUGCAGUGUUGUGUUGCUCAGACACGAUAAGGAGGCUCACAAAGAGGAUCAUAAGCCUAAAUGCACAAUCAAAUGCCAAAUGGUAGAAAGCAUGAGUGCCUAGAUUCUUUAUAUUGUAGCAGUCUGUAAAAUAUCAUGUGUUAAAAUAAUUGUUUGCUAUGUUUGUUGGAUAUGACCCGUUUAGAAUAAAGGAUUCAAAAUAACAAAUAUAUAUUUUAAAACUUUAAUUACUGCUUGUUCAUUAAUGUUGCUUUCCUGAGGUCUCCAGAUUACGUGAAUGCUAUGACUGACAAUGUGCCAUAGAUUGGGCUACGACUUGCACCUUUGACCUGGGUUGAGGAGGUGGGUGCCGAUGUGUGGAAAUAGCAGACUUGGGUCUUGGCAAAAAUGACUUUGGGUUGAAUUUUAAUCCGAAUUAGAAUUCAAUCCUCUCUGAUCAGGAUAACAAAAAUCCCCCCAACAACAAAAAUAGAACCAAACUCUCGCUUCCCAGACUUUUUUCCCCUUCCUCUUAAUUAUUUACUGCAAAGCUGAAGUAUUCCCUCCAUACCUCCAACCAAUCAAAAUGAGAGAGACAACAUACAAUGGAAUAAACUAAAGCUGUAUUUGUUCUCAGUGGCACAGUAUAUUGCCAUAUCCUGGUUUUAUUAAUUCACCACAUACAGUACUGUGCAAAAGUUUUAGGCAGGUGUGAAAAAAUGCUGUAAAAUAACAAUGCUUUCAAAUAGAAAUGUUAAUAGUUUAUUUUUUAUCAACAAAAUGCAUGAACAGAAGAAGUGAAUGAACAGAAAAUCUAAAUCAAAUCAAUACUUGGUGUGACCACUCUUUGCCUUCAAAACAUCAUCAAUUCUUCUAGGUAUACUUGCACACAGUUUUUGAAGGAACUUGGCAGGUAGGUUGUUCCAAACAUCUUGGAUAACUAGCCA